AAUUAUUCUAUUCUGUAUCACUUCACUAUUCUCAUAUAUUUCCCCCCCCCCCACCACCCCUUUUUUCUCUUUUCUACUGUUCUUCCCCUUUUAACUUGAACGCUACUCUGUAUAUAACCCACCGAGCUAUUCGAUUCUAGAUCCAUUCAAUUUGCCUCUUUUCUAUAUCAGGAGCACCGCCUCCUAUUCCGCCCCCUUGGUUCCCGUACCACGGUUCAUGCCAACGGCUGGCAGCAUUAAACAGUCAAUUCCAUCUGUCGGUCGUAGUGAGAAAGAAGUCUAACGACUACUCACGACAGACUGAUUGUUUCAGAUAAAUCCGAAUCUCAAACAUGGCUUCCGUUACGUCACUGGAUAAGGAUUUGCGCAGUCUGCGACUGUCCCGCUAUACCCCGCAGGCUGCCGCAGAAGUCCGCAACUGGGUUGAAGAAGUCCUCCAUGAAAGACUACCAGCAGGAGAUCUUCUAGAUGCGCUCAAAGAUGGCGUCGCACUGUGCCGGCUGGUCAACCUUGCCGUUUCCCCCGGCGUCAAGUAUAAGCAGUCAUCGAUGCCCUUCGUGCAAAUGGAAAACAUCUCACACUUCCUUCGCGCGUGUCAAAUCCCACCCCUGAGCCUUCCUCCGCAUGAUGUUUUCCUCACUGUCGACCUUUAUGAGGCCAAGGAUCCAGCACAGGUACUGCAGUGUCUGGUGGCCUUCAGUAGAAGAGCUAAUGCUCUCCAACCCGGCAAAUUCCCCCGUUCGAUUGGUCCUCAAAGCAAAGUGGGUGCUUUAAGCCCCAAUGCGACCGGUUCCAGUCAAGGUGCCCAUACACCAUCUCGGCCACGGGGACUCAGUAAUGCAAACUCCAGCGCCUCUGGAUACUCAAGCCCGGCCAAAUCUCCAGGCCCGGUGAGCAGUUGGAGCAAAAGAACGGAUGAGCAUACGACGAUGCCAGCUUGGAACAUCCACCAAUACGGCUAUAUGGGCGGCGCCAGUCAAGCCAACCAAGGUGUGGCGUUUGGUGCUCGACGACAGAUCACGACCGCGGCACCAAAUGUACCGAGUCUGGCCGAAAAGGAGAAGCGCAGACGUGAAGAAGAAGAACGCCUGCGCUUGGAGUUCGAGGAGUCAGAGCGCAGACGUCAACAAGAGCGAGAGGCAGAAGAAGCGCGUGCGCGAGCAGAAGAGGAGCGUCGAUGGGAGGAGGAAACUGCCCGUCUAAAGGAACAAGAGCGACGCAAGCUUGAGGAAGAGCGAAAGAAAUGGAACGAUCAACAGCGACAGUGGGAAGAGGAGGAGCAGCAGCGUCAGCGCGAGGAAAGAGAAGCCGAUGAGAGGCUGGAGAAGGAGAGGUUGCGCCGUCGGGAAGCCAAUGAUACCCGCCUGAAUGGACAGUUCCUCAGUCAAUACCAAGCGAGUCAAGCUGGACCGGACCAAGCCCCCGCCGAAUCCUCAGAAAGCCGGCGCAUAAAGGAACUCGAGCGAGAGUUAGAGACCGCAAAGCAAAGGGAAGCGGAAUAUCAGCGCGAGCGUCAGGAGCUGCAAGUAAAACAAGCCGUACCUGCUGCGACUCGUGCACCUCGCCCAGUACCUGUGCCUCCUAAGCCGAGCUACGAUCUGUCCUCGCUCGAGUCAGAACGCCGUCUACUUCGCACGGAAUGGAACAAACAUCAAAACGAAGAACCAAUUGCUGAAUCGGUCAGCCCCCUUCCGUCCCUACCACCCCGGCCACUCCCAGAGCCGGCCGCUACUUCACCUCGGCCCCUUCCGGACCCAACGCUCUAUGCCUCGAAACCCACGAAUCAAGAAAGUCGCGUAGACCGUUUCCUUGCAUCCAAUCGACCUCCCGUUGCACCAAAGCCGGCCACUCAUCGCCCACAAGACUACACAACGACUGCCGAGGUCGACGCAGAAAAUAGCCGCCGUGCAGCAGCACAGCAAAAGACCAAAGCGGGCGGAUGGGCUUCCAAGUCGUUGCUCGAACGUGAAAUGGAGCGCGAGCGCGAGCGCCAGCGUGAGUGGGAGGAGAACCAAAAGCAAACGCAACAGGCCGCUGCCAAAGGCAUGAAAGAUGGUAGUAUCGGCGUUGGACCGGGACAAGGAGCCUGGGAUGUGCACCAAUACGGCUUUAUGGGUGGUGACAACCAGAACCGGGGCGGUCCUGGCCUGGGAGUUGGAGGCGCAAGGAGACAGAUCAUUGGCCCUCGUCCUCCUCCGUGAUCAGAUAUGUUGAAGUCCGGGUAGUGGUGUUCUAGUCAAAUCUUUUAUACCUAUUUGUGUUUGCCCGAUGAUGGCGGUUAUUCGUGUUUUAGAGUUUGAUUUGAAAUAUUGUACCAAGAGCUUGGUGGCUAGCUGUAGAAAAAUCAUAAGCAAUUUGAAUAA
Messenger RNA from Aspergillus caelatus, 2363 nucleotides. RefSeq names its product calponin homology domain protein. Gene Ontology annotation, molecular function: protein binding. The record is from RefSeq and is a predicted model, not a curated record. Lineage: Eukaryota; Fungi; Ascomycota; Eurotiomycetes; Eurotiales; Aspergillaceae. Bases 333 to 2201 code for a protein of 622 amino acids. The transcript has 2 exons.